CCGAACGGGUCAGCUACAAAACUAUCAAACGCUUAAAAAUAACAUAAUAAUAUUUUAUUUUUAUUUUUCAAAACAUUUUCACUUUCAUUACGCGCGUCCAAUUAAAUUGUAAUCAUGUCAUUUCUAACGGUUCAUUCACUCCAAAUACUUAAAUACUUCUGUGUCAUUAUAAUAAUUGUGUGUAAUUUGAUCAAUGAUCAUACUAUUGCGGCUCAAAGUAUUCUAGAUCGUUUUCGUCCCAGUUCAAAUUUAUCUAGUGUUGGUGUCGAUGAACAAGUGAAAAUUGUUUCCGGCACAAAAGUGAAGCGUUUCGAACGUUUUACAGUGCCUUUGGGUGGAACGGUAAAUCUUUUGCAACCUCAACCGUCGUUGUAUUAUGUACGUCCACAUUUCCAAUAUUUUAAUAAUUUUAGGCCUUUAUUUGUAACAGGUUGGCCAUACUAUCCGGUACGGGUGGCACCACAAUGGCAGGCAGGAGCUAAAAUAACUGGUGAAGGUAUAGAUGGCAUGAUAACUUUCCAACAGUUACCCUACAAUAAUGACAUUAAGGUAACCCUAAAUGCCACAGGUAUACCAGCGGGUAAACAUGCUCUACACAUACACACCUAUGGCGAUCUAACAGAUGGCUGUAAAUCGACUGGAGGACAAUUUCCAAAUAAUUUUUUGGGCAAUAUCGAUGUGAAAGAAGGCGGCGAGAUAAAUGUGGCCUUUAUCAGUGUCUAUUUAACUUUGUUUGGUUAUAAUGGCAUUAUAGGACGUUCCAUUGUUAUACAUGAAAAACCCAUUGAUUUGAAUACGGCUCUAAAUGCUGAUAUAUUUUCAUCAUCUCUACAUGCUCUACCAAAUAAUCAAGCAUUUCAAAAUGAAGAAAAUUCUGUGGGCGAACCAAUAGCUUGUGGUGUUAUUAGCAUUAUGGGUGUUCCAGUUACCGAAAAAUAAAAUUUGUUUUAUAAU
Messenger RNA from Lucilia sericata (common green bottle fly), 954 nucleotides. Its product is annotated as superoxide dismutase [Cu-Zn] 5. Gene Ontology annotation, biological process: removal of superoxide radicals. The record is from RefSeq and is a predicted model, not a curated record. Gene Ontology annotation, molecular function: superoxide dismutase activity; copper ion binding. Bases 115 to 939 code for a protein of 274 amino acids. The transcript has 3 exons. NCBI's taxonomy places the organism in Eukaryota, Metazoa, Arthropoda, Insecta, Diptera, Calliphoridae.